GCUGAGAACUGAAACUUUGAAUAGCCAAGUCGGCGGUGGACCCAUCCAUUGUCAUGAGUUAAUGCACCUUCCCCACCCCCAACCCAAAACGUGUAUAAAUAUGCAGCGUUAUGCGACUGGUAUGGCCACACCCACAGCAUCUCCUUCGUCUCUGACUCUGCUUUUGUGUGAUCAAUCAUCAAUGGCUGCGAGCGGCAAAAAAUCAGGUGAAAUAUUCCCCAGCGAGGAAGCUGUGGCGGAGGCUCUGGCUGAAUACGUAGCUGAGCUAUCGGCUAGGUUCCUCAAAGAUAAACAAUUUUUCACCGUCGUUCUCUCUGGAGGUACCCUGAUCCACACUCUCAGGAAAUUACUCGAGUCUCCUUACAGGGACGAGGUGAAAUGGUCGCGCUGGAAAAUCUUUUGGGUGGAUGAGAGAGUAGUCUCUCUAAAGAGCCAGGACAGCAACUAUAAACUUGCCUUUGACGAAUUUUUAUCCAAGGUACCCAUUUCUCAGAAUAAUAUCUACCCCAUGAUGCCCAUAGACGGCAGUAUUCCAACACCGGAAGAAGCAGCCGACCGUUAUAAUGGCAUUCUCAAAGAACUGGUUGAUUCCAAAAUCCUGCCAUUGUCGGCUACUGGGUAUCCAAAAUUUGAUCUCAUGCUACUGGGUACGGGCCCAAGUGGAACUGUGGGUUCUCUAUUCCCCAAUCGUCCUCAACCUAAUACGGACAAGCCAUGGGUUACCUUCCUCGAUGACGCACCAGAAAAACCUCCAGGAAGAGUUACUUUGGUCUUUCCAGUAAUCGACUCAGCUUCAGAGAUUGCAUUAGUGGUCACUGGGAUCAAGUUUGCCCUUGUGGUGUAUGUAGUGAUGGGAGGCCAUCGUCCUCCUGGCCUGCCAAAACUUCCAGUCGAAAGGAUUCAAUCUAAACAAAGGAGCGUCACCCGGUUUCUGGACCAGGAUGCUGCUGCUUUUCUUCUGCCGAAGUAGCUCUGUGCGAGUUCAUCCACAACACAAAUCAUCACAUCUACGUCCCAGUGUGUUGGUAUAUUGUGUUGUUGGAAUUGUGUGCUUAUAUAUAACCAUAUGGUUUCUAAAUAAAGGGACGUGUCCUUCGUAUAAAUAAAAAGGCAGCCACCGUGUGCCCAAGGCUGCCACACUGUAACAUGAAGAAGGACAUGUCAUUCCAUGUAUUAUGUUAUGUAUUCCGAUCCUGUACAAUAAUAAUAAUAUGCUCUAGUUUGUUUGGAAUAAAUAGUUAAGAUUCAAGCGCAACUGCUCGACCCAUAGAAAUUCUGUUUCUUACUAUUCUGAGCUAUCUCGGAUGUGGUGAGUGAAAUAAGCCUUUUCGCUGCCCUGUGGCAAUACUCUGAGCUGUUGACUGCUUUCCUAAUCAUCAUUUACUUCCGUAUAUA
Molecule: messenger RNA, 1395 nt
Organism: Ilex paraguariensis (yerba mate)
Lineage: Eukaryota; Viridiplantae; Streptophyta; Magnoliopsida; Aquifoliales; Aquifoliaceae
Source: the annotation of a GenBank genome assembly